GAUUGUGCACCUCCCAUCCCCCCACUUCACUAUAAGAGCUCUCUCACCUGCUCGCCGACGCGCCGCCAGCGGCACCCUCCCUCCAUUUCCAUUUCCCUCCCAUCUCUCUCUCACCCAUCGCGUCGCCCAACAGCUUUAACAGACUCGAUCCAAGUCGAUCUAGGUCAUUCAGCACUCCGUCUUUCCAUCUCUCCAAUCAAUAUCUCAGUUUUUUAACCCCAACACCCUUCAAUUCCAUCCAUCGCAAUGGGUCCCAAGAAGGCAGACGGCGCCGCGGCUACUGCUGCUCCCAAGGCCAAGAGCACUCACGCCUCUUACCAGGAUAUGAUUACUGAGGCUAUUCUUGCUCUUAAGGACCGCACUGGGUCUAGCCGUCAAUCACUCAAGAAAUAUGUCAAGGCCAACAACACAAUCAACGCCAGUGACAACAUGUUCGAUUCAUUAUUCAACAAGGCACUGAAGGCAGGUGUCGAUAAGGGUGUUUUCGAGCAACCCAAGGGUCCCUCUGGUACCACUAAGCUCUCCAAGAAAUCUAAGGAGGCUGCCGCCAAGCCUGCUCCCAAGAAGGAGAAGGAGGGAGACAAGGAGACCAAGAAGGCCGCCCCGAAGAAGGAGAAGGACAGUGCUAAGAAGGCAACCACAACCAAGAAGCCAGCUGCAGCCAAGAAGGAGAAGGAGGCUAGUGAGAAGAAGCCUGCUGCUAAGAAGGCUGCCGCCCCCAAGAAAGCUGCCCCCAAGAAGGCUCCUGCCGCUAAGAAGGAGAAGGACGCCCCUGCUGCUGCUGAGAAGCCUGCCGCGUUGGCAAAGACAAAGACUGGCCGUGUGUCCAAGGCGGCUGCUGCUAAGCCCGCUACUAAGAAGGCGGCGCCCAAGAAGGCAGCGGCACCCAAGAAAGAAAAGACACCAAAGAAGGAGGCGAAGGCCGAGGCUGCUACCUAGGGUCUUACCCGGCAUCGCACCUGGGCAGGCAAGACUGUGUGAAUUUGGUGUUUAUUUUUGUCUUAUGCGUGGAAUCGGUCCAACUGGCGUUUAGGGAAUCAGGGUAUAAAGAGAUGCGCGCAUGUGUAUUGUGUAUGGUUUCAUCAUGCAAGGGGUUUUGGGGGGCAUAUGUUUGGGUUGCUUGUUUUUUUUUCUGCUCUCAGGGAAUCGGGAGUGGUGGGUUGAACCUUUUCUACCCGAAAGGUUUUUACAUGAAUGGGUGCGGGGGGUGUUUGGCCACGACAAUGCUACUGCUACUCAUCGGCAAGGAAGGGAGGUUUUUGUUGUCGAUUGCUUUUGAGUGCGUGGGCGGGAAUUGCACAUAACUCUUACGGUCAUAACAUCAGACAGAGGGGUUUGACGAUUGACGAAAGAAAGCUACACACCCUGUAAUUAUACCAAUGACCAAAGGCGUUUUUACAUUGUUA
Messenger RNA from Xylaria bambusicola, 1406 nucleotides. RefSeq lists its product as uncharacterized. Gene Ontology annotation, biological process: nucleosome assembly. Gene Ontology annotation, cellular component: nucleosome. The record is from RefSeq and is a predicted model, not a curated record. NCBI's taxonomy places the organism in Eukaryota, Fungi, Ascomycota, Sordariomycetes, Xylariales, Xylariaceae. Gene Ontology annotation, molecular function: structural constituent of chromatin; DNA binding. Bases 247 to 939 code for a protein of 230 amino acids. The transcript is spliced from 6 exons.